UUCCUCGGCCUAUGGCAGCCUAUCUCCCGGCUGGCUGCUCCCUGAGAAGGGAGGAGCUAUCUAGGGGACAACGUAACAUUUCCGCAUGCCAAUAAAAAUACGUUUCUGAAAACAAUAGGCAGAGGAAGAAGUAGAUAGUUCAUGUGAAUAUGUGCGUGUAUGCUCAACUGCUUUCAGUUUUACUAGUGUCCAAAGUUAGCUUGUAGUUUCGGUCACAUGCCUGUCCUGAAGAAACAGACGGCAGGUGUCGUCCGCCGCCUCUUCUUCUUCUUCUCAAGAAAACAAACUCACUCCGGAGUAUUUUAGAAGGCGGAAUUUAGAACUGAAAGCCGUGGAGCAGACAAAAGUCUAAACAUGCUGAAAUUAAAACCAAAAUUUGACCUGCACGGAGAUGUGGUGUGUGACAUCCUCAGGAAGGAGGCGUCGGUCUGCAGGGUGAAAGAAUACUCUGAAGCAGUGGACACUUGUAUCCUCAACAUUGAAAGAGAUGGGGGCAUCCUUUACUCCUGGAAGGGGGCAACAGGGACCACCAGAAUUGGGAAAUAUGACUCCAACACCAAACAGAACAAGCUCCUGUACACAUUCGACAAGCAGGUGUGUGUCAGCAGCUGUUCCUUGAACAAGGAAGAGACGCUGUUAGCUGUCAGCUUGGCCCAAAACACCAAAGGAAAUGAGCACCUCAAACCAAUAUCCAAGUGUCUAACUCUCCUGAUUGAGAUCCAUCCAAUCAACAACACUAAAGUCCUCAAGGCAGUGGACUGCAGGGUCAAAGUGCAGUUCCUCCAUUCAGAAACUGACAGGAGAUCAGUGCUGGAGAGCCACCUGCUGCUGCUGACUGAGGACGGAUAUGCGGAUCUCUACCAUGUUCUGCUUACAAGGCACGAGGGUUAUCGAGUGGUGAUGGCGAAUCCUGAACGUUUGUCCAAAACAGUGGAGAGAAUAGUGGAGGACUUCUGCUGGGUCCAGUGGGAUGGACACACACAAAGAGUCUACUAUCUCACUCAUAACGUGACGCACACACAGGACAAGUUCCUGAUGCGAUGUGUUCAGUUUUACCCCAACCAUAACUGCGAAACUGUGUUGGAACUCCCAUUAGAGUUGCCUGCUAAUCUUUUCCACACAGUCAAAUUCGUAAAUCUGGGUUUUGACCAUUAUCACAUGGUGAGACCAGAGCAGGAGCUUGUUAGGUUUGAAGUGUUCACAGACAAAAUAGGAAGCAUGUGUGUGUGCUACAGCCAACCUCUUGAAGAUAAACAGGAGCUGAUCUACACUGUGGUUUUAGUCCAUAAAGACUGCAGAAAGACGUUCAGAGUAUCUCUCGGCAGUCACCAGUCGCCACAGAAAGCCGCAUCCCUCCAUCCGCUCUUCAUUCCUAUAGGUUACCAUAUCCUGGUGUAUCUUCAGGACUAUUUCCUCCAUUGUAUCAACACCAGACAGCAGGAGAUGCUCUGUCACUCCCUCUUUCUCUCAGGUGUUGACGUGGAUUUGGGCCUGCAGUGUCAGUCAGCUAACAUCACAGUGCUGCAUGCAGAGGAAGAGUCCAGUCUUAGUCUGUUGGACCUGGCCAGCGGGAGGAUCCACACGGCUGAGAUUAACCCUGCCUUCCUGCUGCAGUUACUGCGAUCAGACACUCCUAGAUGUCCCAGCAGUAAGGCUGACCCUCAGCGCCUGGCUGCCCUUCACUGGCUCCUGGUUUACAUGGGAAACGACCCAAAUCUGGAGCUGAAGAUCAUUGAAUGGCUCUGUGACAACGUGUAUGCCUUUGAGUCCUUUGAUCAGAUGCAGGAGUUCAUCCUAGCCUCUUUGUACAGAAUAAGCUAUGAGAAGUCUCUCAGCCUGGAUAAAGUCAUGCCUUACUCCUCUGUACUUGACAAGAAGGAGAUACUAGCGUUUCUGUUGGAGGUCCCGGGUGUGUUGUGUAAUACUGAGCUGCAUAUUAAACCUGUGUUCACAGGCAAGGCCAAAAGUCUCCAGGGUUUCUGGGCAGAGCUGCAGUGGAACACAGAGAGGACAAAAUAUCUGGACGCUGUUCCCAACCCCAGAUACAGGACCUCACACAUACAAGCCGACUGGGAUAAACUGAGUUCCGAGAGAAGACAAUCCAGCCACAUGAAUCACAUAGAGGAGAACACAAAGAAAGUUCUAUCAAUGGUGGACACCUGGUGUCUUGAUAAGAAGCUGGUGCCACUUUUCCAGGAGGAGGACCAUCAACAGAGGGCGCUCAUAGGCCUGACGGUUGACAAACUCCGAGAGCAUCUCAACAGACACCUGCCUCGACUGGGGAAGAAGAAGAUUGACUCGCUGGUUGUCAACUAUGUAGCCAAACUGCUGGAGCUCAUCAGACACAUGCUGGAAUCAGUCUGGCUGAAGUACAAACUUGGCCCUCGUGUUUUGUGCCUCAUGCAUGUAGACUCUUUGGUGUUGUGUUCCUUUUUUUAUUCCUUUGUCGUUUUCAGGAACAUCAAAGCUAAUGUCUAUUCUUCUUUCUCUUCAUCUGCCCCACUGUUCUCUCUGUGUCUCUCUCCAGGCUAUCACACUCUGUUAGCAGUGUUUGCUGUGCGUUGCCUCCCCCAUCAUACCUUCCUACAGUACAUUGACCACGGCUUCCUGGAGCUAACGGAGACCUUUGUGUCUCGGCUCAUGACAGAUUUGGACAACAGUGAUGCCAACGAGAGACUGAAGUUCAGCAUACUUAAGAGACUCCCUGAGCCAAUGGAGCAGAGGAUCUACCAUAUGUGGGACCAUCCUAUCAGUUCAGCUUCCAUCUCCAGAGAUUAUACCAGGACUCUGCUAGAGAAGCACAACAAAAACAAGGGAUUAGUAUUCAGUGGGAGAGAUAAGCCAGGCUUCAGACCUGAAUUUCUGCCUCUUACAUACCUGGCAAAAAUCCUCUCUGAUAUUGAGGAACAAGCGCUGAACCCUUUCGAGGAGCAGGAGAACGUGGAUGCCAGGUUCGUGGAGGAGACAGCUCUGAAACAGACACUAAUACUGCUGGGCUUUGAGAAAAAAUGAAGCAUGUGGAGGGGGGCGGAGAGGGACUGGAAGGAUGAACGGAUUGAGGGGGGAAAAUGUGUUUGAGAGAACAGUAAUCAUUGACUGGGCCUUGAGGAUAAGUAGCAGAUGAAUGGAUGAUGGAGGGCGAGAAGUGAAAGAUGAGUGGGGAGAUUGAAAGGCAGCACGCUCAUAAACAAGCUCUCACUGUUUGAUGACAGAUUAGGGUUGGGCAGAAGGAAAGAUGGAUGGAGACACCCAGAAAGGAAAGAUGGAGGGGCAGAAUGGAUUUUAUUAUUAAAAUAUUAAAUACGAAAGUGUGCGAUGGACAAUUUGAACCAAAACUUAAAACACACA
Molecule: messenger RNA, 3348 nt
Organism: Etheostoma cragini (Arkansas darter)
Lineage: Eukaryota; Metazoa; Chordata; Actinopteri; Perciformes; Percidae
Gene: gsap
Product: gamma-secretase activating protein
Exons: 31
Coding region: 355-3012 (885 amino acids)
Biological process (GO): positive regulation of amyloid-beta formation
Cellular component (GO): trans-Golgi network
Source: RefSeq, a predicted model, not a curated record